Messenger RNA from Lactuca sativa (garden lettuce), 579 nucleotides. RefSeq lists its product as uncharacterized. The record is from RefSeq and is a predicted model, not a curated record. NCBI's taxonomy places the organism in Eukaryota, Viridiplantae, Streptophyta, Magnoliopsida, Asterales, Asteraceae.
AUGACUGGGAAGGGAGUUAUGAGGGUUUACUCUUUGGUGAUCAAAAAUAGUAAAUUAGAUUGGUUCUUGGCUUUUAAAGCAGUGGUUGAUAGGUUUCAAGGUUUGCAGGAGGCAACUUUAAAUAGGAAGUUAUCUGAUCAUUAUCCUAUUUUUCGUCAUGAUUUGAAGGUUGAUUAUGGUCCUACUUCUUUUAAUCUCUUUAAUUCUUGGUUGAUAAUGGAUGGUUUUGAUGAUUUGAAUAAGAUUUGGGAUUCACACUUUAGGGCUAAGGAGGCUUGUAAAGCAAAGAAGGUGCAGUUGGAGUCUCGGUUGGCUGAUAUUGAUAGUUCUAUUGAUGGUGGGCUUUCUUCGAUUGAUUUGGUAAAUGAAAGGAAGAGUAUUAUUAGGGAGCUUGGGAGUUUAAAAAAGGUUGAUGCUGCUGAUUUGGCUCAAAAGCCUAAAGUGCAAUGGUUGGUUAAAGGGGAUGAGAAUUCUGCUUUCUUUCAUGGUAUGUUAAAAAAUAAAAGAUGGCAAGCGUUGAUUCGUGGGGUUUCAGUUGGCGGAGAAUGGGUGUCGGAUCCAGUUUUUGUUAAAAAUUAA